This is a messenger RNA of Coregonus clupeaformis (lake whitefish), 5211 nucleotides long. RefSeq lists its product as uncharacterized. NCBI's taxonomy places the organism in Eukaryota, Metazoa, Chordata, Actinopteri, Salmoniformes, Salmonidae. The transcript is spliced from 23 exons. The record is from RefSeq and is a predicted model, not a curated record. The coding region runs from base 7 to 5211 and encodes 1734 amino acids.
UUACUGAUGGCCAGAUUUUUCCAACAGCUGCGACUUUUACUCUGGAAAAAUGGCCUUGGUGUCAUCAGACAACCGGGCUGGACUGUGGCCCUCCUGGUUUGGCCACUGGUUAUCUUCAUCAUCUUGGCCAUCACCCGCUCACAGUUCCCCCCUCAGCUGAAAGAGUCAUGCUAUGUGGCCCCGAGGAACCUCCCGAGUACAGGUUUCUUCCCCUUCCUCCAGACCCUCAUGUGUAACACAGACAGCUCCUGCCACAACACGUCUCGUCUGUUCGCCAAGAGAUCAACUAAGAACACCAGGGCAUCCUGGACAGAACACGAUGCAAAGAGGGUAUCCCUGCUGGCCCCUGGCACCCCUCUGCUGAUGAACAUCGGGAUGGGUGGUAGAGUCCGUGCUGUGCUGCAGGAGACAUCUGACCAGCCUGAGAUCAUGGAGAUCUGGGACAAGUUUCUGAAUGCCAGCCACCAAGGCAAACUACAUAACAUCUCUCUCAUGGAGGGAUUUAACAACACCCUACUGGGAGACGAGGAGGCGCUGGAUGCGAUGCUGGAUUCAGUGAACAUGUUAAAGAGGUCUCUGUGCUCCUUCUCGCUGACGUUCCUCAACGUGUCCUCCAUGUCCUCCGUCGACCCCCUCGCCUACGGACUGGUCACCUUCUGCAAGUCCAACAACACCCUGCUGGAGGUCUCACUGCUCACCAUCAACCAGGUGCUGACGGAGCUGAUGCUGAAAGACCCAGCGCAGGCCCUGACCACAAUUGGCACAGCAGUUGUGGUGUUUGACAGGCUUCAGAGGGAGACUUCACUGUGGGAGGGGCUACUGGGCCUGCCACGCCUCUUCAUGCCCACCACCCCCGAUAAGAUCCUGGAUCAGGUGCUGGACGAGGGGGAGAGUCUUCUGCACAACAUCAAGAGGACUAUGGCUGCCAUCGAGAGCAGCUUCCCAGAGGCUAAUCUUUCAGCUGUCUCCAUGGUGAACCCUGCUAUUGUCGGAGGCAUCAACCUGCUCCAGUACAUAAGGAACUGGCAUGGCAAAGAUGUCUACAUCACCCUUGGUGACGUUAUCAUGGUGCCACCCAAUACCUCAGUAGCAGCAGCCGUCAACACCCUCAUGCAGCAGGUCAGGAUACCACUAGACAAGGCUGUGGCGCUAACAAUGGACAAGGCCCUCUUGCAUUCCUACAUAUGUUCAGGAAACCUCAGUGAUGAGCUCCAAGCAGCUUGUACUGGAGGGACAGUGGAUAUGCUGCUGGGGUGGAUCAGUGCCGACAAGGUGGCCCAACAGAGCCUCCUGGCCUGGAGUAAAGACGCUGCUCCGGGGGAUGUGACCUUCACCAGAGGCCUCAUCCACAGCCUGAUAGGACUGUUUAUGGCCCCUGAGGUCCACGGCUCCUCCAACAAUAUCAGGUCCCAGCGUAGCAGCGACACGCAGCCUCAGAACACAGAGGAAGAGCUGUUCCUGAGUGUGGGCUCAGUAGCAGUCGAGCUUCUGAAGGGCAUUCCUGGCUGGAACUACGUUCAGAUGGCCCUCACCACCGGCCAUGCCUCCAUGCAGCUGGCUACGACAGGCUUGGACCCUCUACUGAAGAUGAUGGGAAAGGUGUCGACAGACGCCCAUACCUACCAGGAUAUCUUCAUCUCCUUGAUGUCCAACCAGGCUGCCGCUGACAACUUUGCUGGACAGGUCAUGGACUCAAUAGUGAAGUCAAUCAUGAAGGUCCUAACGUCUCAGGGACCAGUGAGGUGUGAUGAUCUGCUGGGCCAGUGGUCCUGGCUCUCCUCUCUGAGUUCCAUGGACCCCAGCAUGUGGAACGUCCUAUUCUGCCCAGGGAACAAGUCUCAUUUCCAUGACGCUCUGCUGGCUGAGUGGAUGCCUGUGGUUGCCAAGGCGAUUCAGCUAAUGAACAUAGUACAGGGCAGUAACACCACCAAUGUCACCCUUCCCAUGAUCCUCACUGAGUGGCAUGCGCUGGCUGGCUCCUUUGUCAGUGGUGAAGUGGCCUUGAUGAACUUCAGUAGUCUGUUGGAUGCUACCUACCUGGUGGGCUGGGUCCCUGUGAACAUCACUGCAGUGGACUGGACACAGAUUCUCAUGACAAGGGGUUUGGGGGCGUUCAUCACUGUUGGCUCUCACCUCCAGAACAGCCCACUGUGGCCGUCUAUGGAGUCAUACUUCCACAUCGCCUACUGGAUAAUGAACUACCAGCCCAACGUCACCGCUCCACCAAAUUGUACUGUUGAUUCUACCACAUAUGCCCCUAUCUGCAAUACUGGGUUUACCUGGCAGCAGUUUGUCCCAACCACCGCUGCUCUGGUGCAGGAGUUUUCUGCUAAUCCUGCUACAUUACUUAGGCAUGUCCAGGGCUACUUGUCUUUCCUCCAGGCUGUCCUUGGAAACAUUGCCACAGGCACGGUCACCCAGCUCCUCAGCUCUGACCUAGUCCCAGGGGACGGCUCCAUCCGAGCCCUCCUGGAGAACCUGAUCACCAUCCUGAACAAGGACAUCACGCUGGUCUCCAACCUCACGUCCUUGGAGCAGUUCAGCACCAACCCCGAGCUGCCCCUCUCUCUCCUGGGGGAGAUGUUAGAGGCCCUGGGCCUGAAGCCUCUGGAAGCCCUGUGGACCCAGGGAGGUGGAUCCCAGGCCCCCAACGCCUCAUCUGUGAUGGCCAUUGCCCUGAAGGUGGCCAAGAACACCCAGCAUCUAAUUACCGGGCACCCCGUCGACAACGCCAACAUGACAGACCUGGCCGGGCUGGAGGCUCUGCUGAUGCAGUGGCUCUCAGUAGCUCAGGGAAACCUGACCCUGCCUCUGUCUCUCAGUAUGGGAGACGCUCUGAUCACCUACUCUGGCUCUUUCAAUGCCACCUCCCUGGCCUUCCUCAGACACCUGCUCCAUCCUCUCACCAACCAGAGCUCAGCGGGCAUAGCAGACAACAUCCUGCGGGCCAUGGAGCAGCUAAAGACUGUGCUGGAUGCUCCUAACGGUGAUUCAACGCCUAUUCUCCUGGGGUAUGUGAUCCAACUACAGGAGUUUUUGGUCUCGACUAUACAGCUACACAGAUAUGAGCAGCUCCUGCUGCCGGAUGGGAACCUCACCACAGCUCAGGUGACAGACCUCCAUCUGGCUGUGGUGGACCUCUUCCAGCUCCUGUCCUUCCAACAGCUCAGCCAGGCUGGGGAUCAGCCUGCCCUGCAGGCACUACUACAGAGACUCACUGCCCUGCUACCUCCACAGCUCCAACAGCAGUACCUGGGGAUGGUCAGCCACUUCCAGGCUGUGAUGGAGAGCUUGGUGUCAUGUACAGCGGCAGGUCAGGACUGCACUGCUGCGGUCCCACAGGUGUUCCAGAUCCUGACAGGGGCAGUUGAGGCUCUGCUGGCAGCCAGUGGGGACUACGUGUUCAGUGGAGGUCAAGCUAAACCCAGCAUGCCAAGCCAGGAGUCCAUGAAAGUGACGGUCAACCUGCUCACUCUCCUCUUUGCCUGGCAUGAUACCGACAUGUCUAACAAUAUGUCCGCCACGCCAGAGUCUGUCCUCAAGACCGUGGCCCAUACUGACCUCUUCCUCCAGCAGAUCACAUCGACGCCCAACAUCAGCAUAUCCUCUCUCCAGCAAGCUAUGCUACAAUCCAACUUUACCCUGGGGGAGCUGGAGAAGAUGGCUGCCCUGGCCGGAGCAACCAACGCACCAGCUCUACUGGCUAGCAUCAUGGGUGUCAUCAAUAUGCAACAAUGCCUGGAGCCCCAGCCAAACAAUCCCAUCAGCCUGGCCCAGUGUGCACUGGAGCUGAGUGAGAGAGUCACUGGUUUUAUCCUUGCGCUGCCUAUACCUCCGGGAAGCCAGUCCAACUGCACAGCGCUAAUAUCCCUCCUCCCCAUCCUGGUCAACCACUCUGUGAGUAUCGGUCUUGCCGCCGGCUCUGGCCCAACCCCACUCGUGCCAACAUCUGAGGCUAUCACAGCUACCAUAGCCAGCAUCAGAGAGAAUCUACAGCAUCUCAACCUGGAGUCUGUGGAGCUGAUCAGUAACGAGCUCCAUGUCCUUGAGGGUUUGAUCAAACUGUCCGCCUCUGGACAGUCUUCAGCCUACUCACUCAAUUCCACUGAUCCACUGAUGAAGGACCCGGUUUAUGCACAGAAGGUGUAUUUGGAGAUAGCACAGUGGUACCUGAGGAAACUAGAGAAUGUGACCAGAACCAGUACCUUCUCAGAACUCCUGGACCCUUUCUUCCAUAUGGCAGAGAUGCAGCUGGCUCUCCAACUCUCUCAGACCGAAUUUACCAUCUUUGUUAGUAAAGAGGUUGAGUAUUUGAUGAGAAGUAUCCAAUACCCCAUCAACGGGACAGACGUGAGUGAAACUGGCCAAUCGGUCAUCAGGAUAGUCAAGGGUAACCUGGACCUGUUCAAGUUAAACAUUGCUCACCAAGAGGUUUUGCAGAACUCUUUCGGUAACUUAAACUGGCUAAACCACAGCUUGUUAAGCGAGGUCGAAACCCAGAUCAGGGAGUACUUCAACCUGACACAGGAUUGGCUGAGAGAGCCCAGUGUGACCCAGGUCCUGACCAAUAUGCUGCAAUGGAACAUAAGCGGUGGGAUGAUGAACGUGACUUCUCCUGGGAUGGACCUCCAGCAGCUUCUGAGGACCCUCGGCCCUUUCCUCACCCCAGAGCAACAGGCCUACCUCACAGCCAUCCAACACAACAGCCAGGCUCUCAACCAGGUUCUGUUGGUGGCCAGUCAGGAGGGAGGUAUGGGUAGUGACCAGUUCAUCCAGUCGAUCAUGGAUGCUGCAAGCUCUGUCCUGAGUGGCUUCACCAUGGGCCUCGCACCACAGAAUGUCACUGCAGAGAUCCAGGGUAUUCUCCAGGGUACCCUCCAGCUGGCAUUCAGACCUAACAUGAGCUACGCCCAGUCACUCAACAUCACCAUGGAGAUCGUCAGGAGGGCAGAGGGCGUGGUUAGAUUGCUGGUCCCCCAGGAAGCUGUUGGGUAUCUGUUGCCAGGGUUCAGGUUCAUUAGCACCUACCUUGAGACCGUCUCCAGACCUGGCGGGCCUGAUAAGUGGAAUGAGAUCAUUGUGAACGAACUGAAGAUGGUGCAGGGCCUCCUGGACCCUAACAGCAGUGCCCAUGUCUAUCUCUCUGUCAUCAUCAACAUCACUCAUUUCAUCCUGGACUCCAGCCAAAGCCAAGUGCGUCUGCUGUCCUAA